Molecule: messenger RNA, 4716 nt
Organism: Falco peregrinus (peregrine falcon)
Lineage: Eukaryota; Metazoa; Chordata; Aves; Falconiformes; Falconidae
Gene: CGN
Product: cingulin
Exons: 21
Coding region: 443-4228 (1261 amino acids)
Cellular component (GO): myosin complex
Source: RefSeq, a predicted model, not a curated record
CCCCCCCGCCGUGGUGUCCCCUGGCAGCCGCUGCGCCCUGCUGCCAUCGCCCUGCUGCCGUCACCCUGCUGCCGUCGUGGCACCCUGGCGAGCCCGUCCCUGUUGCGUGACACAGGUGCCCUGGUUUCGGUUCCUCUGACCCGCCUGGCGGCUCGUGUGCUCGGCUGAGGACUUAUCGAGGUUUCGGGCUCCGGAGUUUGCAGGAGAGCAGGAAUAGCCGGUCCCUGGCGGUGUCGGCGCGGGCUGGCCUGGUGACGGGCAGGGCACAGGCACGGCGUGUGCUGCCCGCACCCGAAACCAUCCCCGGACUUUGGCCCCGAGCAACCGCGUGCGAACGCACCCGAGCGAGCGGCGCGGCCGAUGGGGUGGAGGGGAACCCUUGGUGGGAACAGCCUGAACCUUGCUGGGAGCCAAAAAACAGGACCGCGUGCUGAGCCCUGGGAUGGAGUGGCCGGCGAGUGCGGCGAUGGAAGAGAAGCAGAGCCCCGUGGACUACGGUGUCCAGAUCCGCUUCAUCAAUGACCUGCAGGAGCCCCGGAGACCCCCCAAGACACGCAGCAAGCCCGGCUCCUACGGGGUGGCCGUGCGGGUGCAGGGCAUCGCGGGGCAGCCCUUCGUGGUCCUCAACAGUGGCGAGAAGGGCGGCGACUCCUUCGGGGUGCAGAUCAAGAGCCAGGGCUCCUACCCCAACCCCCCCGCCGGCCCCUGGCUCUCCGGCUCCCUCAGUUCUGACUCGGACCUGCCGGAGAACCCCUACGCUGGGCGGCCGCCCCAGCGCGGCUCGUCCUGCAGCACGUCGGAUGAGGAGGUGAGCAGCGCCUCGACGGCCCCCAAGGCUCCGCCGGGCAAGCGGCUGCUCCGGGAGGAGCUGCGGAGGUCGCAGUCCCACGGGGAUCUGCUCAGUGCCACCAUGGACCAGCCCUUUGCCACCGGUGCUCCAUGGGCCGGUGGCAGCCGGCAGCCCCAGGCCCUGGCCGGCAGCAGAAGCAGCAGCAUGAUGAACAUCGCGCCAGAGCGGAGCAAGGCCGCUGGCUCCAGGGCCGUGGGCAAGGACGCCUCCUCGGACACGGAGGCUGCAGCAGCCGCCGGCGGCAGCGACGUAGACACCAAACCCCUCUCCUCGGUGGAUUCCCUCAUCAGCAAAUUUGACGGGAAGGUGCAGCCGCGAGGGCGGGCGGCCAGGAGGGGCCGGAUCCCCUCGGAGGAGAGGAAACGCUCGCAGAGCCUGGACGGCCGCAUCUCCCACCGCGACGUGCCGGAUGCUGGGGAGCUGAGUGGUGCCCAGCGCCAGGCUGGCAGCCUUCGCCCCCAGCCCCCAGUGCCCACCAGCAGCCUGGGCCGCCUGAGCAGAGCCGGGGGGAUGGAGGACAGGGGGGCGAGGAGCCCACGGCCAAGCCGGGGCGUGGAGGAGCCCAUGGCCGAGCGGCUGCAGAGCAAAGCCCGUGCGGAGCUACAGCUCAAAUCCACCCCGGACCUGCUGCGGGACCAGCGGGAGGUCACCCAGCCUGGCAGCAGCGAGCACCCCAAGGAGGUCAUCUACAGCAUCCUGAAGGAGGGGAGCAGCGAGAGCGAAAUCUCCCUGAAGAGGAAAACUGCCCGGCUGCUGGAGAGGAUGCAGGAGCUGGCGGCACCCACCAAGGACGCGGCGUGUUCCCAGCCCCAGCACCGUGAGCUGGCCAAGAAGGUGGAGGAGCUGCAGGAGAAGCUGGACGAGGAGACCAAGCUGCGCCAGAAGCUGGAGCUGCCCAGGGAGCCGGCGAGGAGCAGCUCUGCUCGGGCGCUGGAGGCCCGGCUGCGGGAGGCCGAAGGGGAGAGCCAGCGCCUGCGUGAGGCCCUGGACAAGAAAACCCAGGAGCUGCAGAGAAGUUUGCAAGAGCUGAGCGAGCUGAAAUCGGCCAAGGAGCAGGCGGAGACCCGGCUGGGCGACUGCGGGGAGCAGCUGUUGGUGCUGCACCAAGAGCUCAACCACCUGCGCCAGGGCUCCGGCACGUCCCCGGACGGCGAUGCCCUGUACAAGGAGUUGCUGGAGACCAGGGAGGAGCUGGAGGAGGCCCUGAGCUCCAAGCAGCGGCAGGAGGAGCAGCUGCGGCUGCGGGAGCGGGAGCUGACGGCGCUGAAGGGAGCCCUCAAGGAGGAGGUGGCCAGCCACGACAAGGAGCUCGACCGCGUCCGGCAGCAGUACCAAAGCGACAUGGACCAGCUGCGGCGCAGCAUGGAGGACAUCUCACAGGAUCAGGCCAGCCUGGAGUCAGAGAGGCAGAAGAUCAAUGCUGUGGUGAGGAACCUGCAGCGGGAGCUGGAGGAGAGCACAGAGGAGACGGGACACUGGCGGGACAUGUUCCAGAAGAACAAGGACGAGCUCCGCAACACCAAGCAGGAGCUGCUGCAGGUGAAGCUGGAGCGGGAGGAGUUUGAGGAGGAGCUGCGGGAGCUGCGGGAACGCUUCGCAGCUGCCCGGGAGGAGGCGGACCAGGCGCGGAGCAGCGCGGUGGACCCCAGCGAGCUGGAGGCGCUGAGGAAGGAGCUGCGGCAGGCACGGGAGACGCAGCGGGAGCUGGUGGCGGAGAAGCAGAGCCAGGAGGAGCAGCUGCGGCAGCGGGAGCGGGAGCUGGCGGCGCUGAGGGGCACCAUGCAGGAGGAGGCGUCCAGCCGCGAUGGGGAGCUGGAGCGGUACCGCAGGGACCUGCAGCAGCUCCAGCAGGAGCGGGACGAGGCCACCAAGGCAAAGGCAUCCCUGGAGAGCACGCGGGAAGCAUCGGAGCAGGCGAGGAAGACUGUGGAGUCCAGCCUGCGGGAGGUACAGGAGCAGAAUGACGACCUGAGGAGGAAGAUCCUUGGGAUGGAGAUGCAGCUGAAGGAGUACGAGCGCCUGGGCGAGAACUGGGAGGGCUCCCAGGCACGGCUCAAGGAGAAGGUCACCAAACUGGAGGCAGAGCGCAGGCAGAUGGAGGAGUCGCUGGGCGAAGCCAUGGAGCGGGAGCAGGAGCUGCUGAUGGCCAAGCGGUCGCUGGAGACCCGCUUGGAGGAGGCACAGCGGAGCCUGGCCCGGCUGACGCAGGAGCACCAGGAGCUGAGCGUGUCCUACCAGGACGAGCAGCGGCAGAAGGAGCAGCUCAAGCGCGCAAAGAGCGAGCUGGAGGAGCAGAAGCGCCUGCUCGACCGCACCACGGAGAAGCUGAACAAAGAGCUGGAGCAGAUGACAGAGGAGUCACACAGCUCGCUGACCAUGCUGAAGUCGCAGCUGGAGGAGUUCAAGGAGAAGUCGCGGAAGGAGAUCACGGACUCCCAAAAACAAGCCAAGGAUCGGGGCGCCGAGGUGGAGAAGAUGCAGUUCAGCAUGGGACGGCUGCAGGACGAGGUCGCUCGGCUGAAGCAAGCGCUGCAGGACAGCCAGGCGGAGCGGGAGAGCGUGUUGCUGGAUAAGGAGGUGCUGCUCCAGCGCCUGCACAACCUCGAGCAGGAGAUGGAGACCAAGAAGCGCUCCCAGGACGAUCGCUCGCGGCACGUCAAGGCGCUGGAGGAGAAGUCCAAGCGCCUGGAGGUGGAGCUGGACGAGGAGAGAACCACAGUGGAGCUGCUGACGGAGAGGGUCAACCGGAGCAGAGACCAGAUCGACCAGCUGCGGGCAGAGCUGCUGCAGGAACGCUCCAGCCGGCAGGACCUGGAGUGUGACAAAGCCUCGCUGGAGAGGCAGAACAAGGAGCUGAAGAACCGCCUGGCCAGCUCGGAGGGGCUGCAGAAACCCAGCAGCAACGUCUCGCAGCUGGAGGCGCGGGUGGAGGAGCUGCAGGACAAGCUGCAGGCAGAGGAGAGGGAGAAGAGCGUCCUGCUGUCCUCCAACCGCAAGCUGGAGAGGAAGGUGAAGGAGCUGACCAUCCAGAUCGAUGACGAGCGGCAGCACGUCAGCAACCAGAAGGACCAGCUGAGCCUGCGGGUGAAGGCCCUGAAGCGUCAAGUGGACGAGGCAGAGGAGGAGAUUGAGCGGCUGGAGGGCGCCCGAAAGAAGGCGCAGCGAGAGCUGGAGGAGCAGCACGAGCUCAACGAGCAGCUGCAGAACCGCAUCAAGGCGCUGGAGAAGGAGGCUUGGCGCAAGGCCGCCCGUUCAGCCACUGAUUCCUCCCUACAAGACGACCAGCUCAGCUCAGAUGAGGAGUUCGACAGCGCCUAUGGGCCCUCCUCCAUCGCCUCGCUGCUCAACGAGGCCAGCCUCCAGACCAGCUCCUGCUGACACCUGCCGCGCUGCCCCGGCCGCUCCAGCCCAGAGCAGAGCUGCGUCCCAGAGGCCGGGUGACAGGCUCACCGCAGCUGCUGCCACUCGAUGCAAAAACUCUUCCAAUAACACCACCGUGAAGGGAAGUGCCGCUCAAGAAGCGGUGGGAUGGGGGGACGCCCCCAUCCCUGACACUGUCUUGCCUCUUGGUCUUCAUACGGGUCUCAGGGUGUGUUUGCACCGUGAUGUUUUGCUGGGGGAAGCCGCCCACUGCGGCCGCCGCACCCCUCGGUGACCGGGUCCCGCCGGACACCAUGGCCCUGGGGUCCAGGAUGCGGCCCCAGGGAUCAGGCUCCUGUGGGAGCAGCCGGAGCACGGGGCCGGAGGGGCUGGGGGCACCUGCGGCUCCGGCCACCCUGGCUUAUUUUUAUACGCAGCCGCCCUUCGUCCCCCCACUGCCCUUUCCCCUCUCCAAGUGAUAUUUUAAAUAAAAUCGAGCCUUUUAA